AUGAAAAGAAAUGUGGAAGAAGAAGAAGAACCCAUCGAAGAAUUUAAUGGUCAAAAAGCUGAUCCUUUGCUUGAUCUUAGGCUUUCGUCAACUAAUGAUGUUGAGGUUGAUUCCAAACUAGAGCUCAACUUAUUGGGUGUUCUUGGCAAUAAGGAGUCUCCAAAGAUACCAGAGUCUGAAACUGAAAGGAAUAAUAAUAAAGAAGGAGGAAAACGCAACUUCGUUUGCAAAUAUUGCCAUAAGAAGUUCAACAACUCUCAGGCAUUAGGUGGCCACCAAAAUGCCCAUAAAAGGGAACGAGCAUUGCAGAAAAAAGAGAAAGGACUUGAUUUGUUAGUCCCUUAUGGACUAGUAAUCGAUGCUCAUCCUUCACUGUACCCAUAUCCAAGUGGUCAUCAUGGUGCUUUUGGCAGACCUCUCGGUAUUAAAAUGCACUCUAUGAUUCAUAAACCACCACCAUAUCACUACUAUGACAGCUACUGGGCUAAUAUGGAAAUGAAUCGUAGCCCUCCAUUUUUGGGUAGACUAAUUGAAGGUUCUUCACUUGCAGCUGCUAAUAGGAUUGGAAGCCAACCCUAUGAUCUUCCAGGGCAUUAUGACUUGUCCCUCAACCUCUAAUUGUAUUUCCUUUUUAUCAUUUGAAAAAUAAUGUUGGUCAUUACUUAGUUUCUAUUUAAGAAAACACACCUUAUACUUUUG
This is a messenger RNA of Jatropha curcas, 699 nucleotides long. RefSeq names its product zinc finger protein 3. NCBI's taxonomy places the organism in Eukaryota, Viridiplantae, Streptophyta, Magnoliopsida, Malpighiales, Euphorbiaceae. The record is from RefSeq and is a predicted model, not a curated record. Gene Ontology annotation, biological process: negative regulation of abscisic acid-activated signaling pathway.